Molecule: messenger RNA, 6373 nt
Organism: Ictalurus punctatus (channel catfish)
Lineage: Eukaryota; Metazoa; Chordata; Actinopteri; Siluriformes; Ictaluridae
Exons: 15
Coding region: 597-1334 (245 amino acids)
Source: RefSeq, a predicted model, not a curated record
UGUGUGUGUGUGUGGUUGUAGAUGUUCCUCAGCCCCGGCUGUCCGUGUCUCCUGAAGUUCUCACAGAGAGAGGAUCAGUGCAGAUUCACUGUCAUGUUCCAGACAAUGUUAAAGUGUCUCGGUGUCAGUUCUACCCAGAGAGAGACAACACAAAUCUAAAACUCUCUCCAUCAUGUCAGCUCUCAGUCAAUGGUUCUGAACUGAUCAGGUGGACAGGACGAAGUUCUCCUGGAACACUUCAUAUUACUUGUUACUACACUGUGGAUAACUCUGUUCGUACUCCUUCUCCUCACUCUCUCCCAGCUCCAGUCACAGUGCGGUAUCAGAAACCGAGACUAAGCGUCAGUCAUGAUGAUCAGCUUGAUGAAUUCAGAUUUGUGUGUGAAAUAUCAGGGUCAGAGUCAGUAACUGCUGAUUUUAGCUGUAAUCUCUACACUGGAGAAAAUCCUCAGCCUUAUGUAAAGACAGGAUCUCAGAAGGCAGUUUGUAGAUUUACAGCAGAGAAAAAUGAUCUGUUUAAUCGUCUGCAGUCAGUAAAGAGUCGUGAAGUGAGCUGUGAUUAUUCACUGAUCUCUGACCCGACUGCUCGCUCUCUAAUGAGUGAUAAACACAACAUGAUGCAUUUCUUUACAACAACAACAACAACAACAACAACUACAACAACAACGACUCAGACAUCCACUCCUGAAGAGAAACCCAGUGCAGAUUUGAGUCUGGUAACGACGCCACCAUCCACAGCUACGGAGGAACCUACAGCAGCUUCUCCAGUUUUUUCAACUCCUCUGAUCACCACAAGACACACAGCGACUCCUGAAAGUACCAGAGUUACACAAAAUCAUCAUCACAACACAACCAGUGCUCCUAACACGUUGUCUACUGUAUCAACAUCGCAAACCACACCUAAAGAUAAAUCUACAGCUUCUCCAGUUUCUAUUUCGAUUGUGAACCCCACAAGUGGCCCAAAAAGUAGAUCAGUGUUUGUCCUUCUACUGUCAGUCACCAGCGUGUGUGUUUUCCUGGCUGGACUGAUGAGCGUCUGUCUCUGCAGGUUCAUCAGGAAGCAGACGGCUGAGAGACGUAAAAUGGCCUGUGGAAAUCAGGGAGUCAUGAUGUCCAUGCUCAAUAUGAACACAUCCGGCUCAGAAACUGCUGGAACUUAUUCUGUGAUCAGCUCAGUACCCUUACCGUCCCUGCCUUUAGACACUAGCGGAGACGUAAAAGAAGAUGCUAAGACAACAGAGGACGAUGUGUAUCACAUGUAUUGUACCAUCGCCGACACUCAAGUGGUCACCCAAGACAAAGACACGGUGUACAGCCUGAUACAGAAGUACUGAUGGAUGCUAACCUUACAGAGUGUAAAUUUUGUAUUAUUUGUAUGGUUUUUAUGCAGUACAUGCCUUAAUUUAAUACGCUGCUUUGGCAUCUUUAAAUAAAUUGAUUUCAAGCUGCUGUUUGAUCACGAAGGCAAUGUCACAACUGGGUCAAGACUUAACCAUUCAGAUAAAACGUGUAUUUCUAAAAGCGAACACAGAGCUCUUAAAGGAGACGAUGGUUUUGCAAGAGAUCGGCUGUUGCAGGAAGUUGAGAAAGCCACGAGCGAGCACGCAGGCAAGCAGGCCUACUCGCUCUCAGAGACGUAACAGCUAAUGCGGUCGUGCUAUAAUUAGGAGCAGCAGAGAACACAAAGACAAGACGAUCACAGAGGAUUCAGGUGAUUUGGCCCUUUUUGACACUUUAACCCCUGUACUUCAUUUCAUACUUCCAAUCCUCUUUGUUUUUUUAGUUUUCUACGUAAUAUUAGCAUAAGCAUUUUUUGUUCUUGUACACUUAAUAAGUCUGUGACCACCAACACCAAAAAAAAUAUCACGCAGCUUUUCAGCUCUCGAGGGAACAACAUAAAUAGGGGUUAGAUAGCGAGGUUCAGGUGUUCCACAUCAGCUCGUUCCCAAAUCCCUCCUCCCAGUGCAAAACCUGCAGCUUAGCCACGGCCCUGAGUCCUCCUACAGGUGACGUAAUGAACUGUAUCAAACUGAAGACUGAUAUUUAUAGCAAUGUGUAGUUUUUUACCGUUUGCAGUUGGAUGAAAAUGUUUCGAGCAAUGCUUUAAACAUGCUCAAAGCCUUUUCACACGCAACAGUCUCGUGACUUGGAAUGGUGAGGGAAAAACCCAAAAACAUCCAAUGAGCGGCGGUUCUGUGGCUUCUUCAACUGCGCAAUCCAUACUGAGCAGGUCAUUUGUCUGGACCAUGUAUAUGUCGUUUAUGUCGCUCGGUAGGAGGACAAUUAUUGUAGGAAGUCUGAACAAUAUACCGGCCCCCUCCCUACCCCAUCCAUUAAUGUGAACUGACCAGAACUAAGCAGACCUGGGUUCGGCUUGAACGUGUUCGUCACCUUGUAAGAGCUGUUCGAGUAGCUUUAGAAAGCUUUUUCUUUUUCCAUGUUUCAAUAUCCAUCAUUUUGUUUGACGGACAUAACAGUGACCCCGAGGUGUUUAAAAGGAAUUUUAACAACACUACCGUAUCGAAUGGUCUAUAGUUAAUAAUUGUGAAGCUCAAACAGUGACCUAUAUGAUAAAAGGCCCAAUAGUUUAGAUCGAUUACGAUUCCUAGCACGUAAUGAUUUAAGUUGACUGUUUUUCAGCUGGUCCUGAGUCAUGCUCAUGGAACAUUCCUGUGUUUAGAGUAUUAUGAACCUGAGCGCAUUAAACCUCAUCGAAGUCUAUAUUUAGAGUUCUUAUUUAAAAAUACGGAAAUGUAUUGUAAUGUUUCAUGCUUCUGCUUUCGUUUGGCCCGUUCUCACUGGCAUAUACACCCUGACCCGUAUGUACACAUCCCUGUCAGUGGUCACAUUCAUGUGAGAAACUAGCUAACAGGAUUCUGUGACACAUCGUCUCAGUGACAUCAACGUGACACGCCUUCUAUACGGCUCACUUUCAUUUCUCCUUAAUAUUUCUGUUCCGAAAACUUCUAAACCCUGGGAAUAUAGACGUCUAAUGGCAUAAAAUGACUGUAGCGCUCAAAAAUGUGAAGGUUUAAAGAGAUACACUGGAGAUGGAUCCAGGUACAACAAUGAAAAAUGUGCGCUAGUGCAAGCGUGAGCAAGAAUGAUGACUUUACAGUAGCAAAGGGACAUUUUCUGUAUGAAUUGUGACAACAGAGGCCUAACAUCCUGUUUUACUUAUUUAUAUUAUAUAUCUAUAUCUAUAAUUAUCCAUAUGUAUAUUCAUAACUGUAUUUAUAUAUUAAUUUGUUCGUUCAUUCAUUCAUUUUUCAUCGAUUUAACAUUUUUAAAACACAUUUUGCCUUGACACACCCCUCUGCAUACAUUUUUCGAUCAUUUCGUCGUUCCAAAAAUAAAGGAAAAAGGAAAAAUCCUCAAAUUAAGACCAAAAAAACGAGACCGCUGAUGGAAAAUAUGCUUUUAUUUACAACAAAUGGCUUUCGUUCUUUUUGAGGUAUAGUUAUAAUCAUUUAAAAGACAUUUUCUUUUCUUUGUUUUGUAUUUUUUUUUUGUUAAGCAGGCAUUCUUGUGCAAUUCAGAAUUGUUAAAAAUCAGCGUUUUUCUGUAGAAUAUUCCGUACGUUUUCUCACUUCAUGCAUGUUAAUUUCCUUUGAUGAAAUGAUAAGGUGUAAAUAAAAAUGACAGGCAGACGAAUGGGAAUAUAAUUAACGAGGAAUCUAUUUUUUUUUUUUUUCAGUUGCCCGUAAACAAUGGUGUCUUGAAUUCUGGAUGAAAUUACAAAAAAAGCAGUGAUUUGUUAUAAGCUCGCUCGUCUCGCGCGUUACGCGGGACUCAUGGCUCAGAUUAAGAACAAAGCUCUGUGUCCCAAACGCUUAAAUUCACACCUACAUUUUUUUAUAUAUAUCUCAAACCAAAGGGUGCAGAGAAUUCUUUCUGACAAGACGUCUGCGUUUUAAGAUCUCAUCGUUUUAUUUUCGAGCGUUCAUACAGCGUUAUUCGGCUGUGGAGCUGUGUCUGUUACUGCUAGCAUACGUUAGAGUUAACGUUCAGAAGCAGUUUACAUCAAAUCGGUUACUAAUAUAACAUUCAGAUAACUAUAUUGUGUAAUAAAGCAGAAAGUUAGUCAUGUUUAGUGCCCCUGUGCCACACUUUAGCUGAGAAGUAGAGUGAAAUGCUUUUAGCUGCUAAUUAGCCGCUAAUUUGCCAGCAGGCUGCUAGCUAGCUAGCUACAAAAUGGCUGCCAAAGCACAACUUUUUUCUCUCUACUUUGUAAAGCAACGCCUAUACACACCAUACCAACUGGAGUUUUCUCAAUAACUCAUUAGAAUGAAUUCUGAGAAAGACUCUUCUGGCGUUUGGGCCACUCUCUUUAUGUUUGGACAUUCUUAAAGGUCAUAUAAAGGUCACCGAGCCUCUAAAGUGUCAGCAGGUUUAAGUUUUGAGGUCAUAAGGAUGAGUUUGAUUCUGUCAGCAAGCUGCAUUUGAACUGGUAUUUUUGUUUUCACACCCCCAUUUAGCAAUAGCCAUUAGCGAGGACGAUCCUCCAAUGGCUGGAAGGUCGAAGGUCACGUCAAAGGUCACCUGGAAAUGAGGACAAUCAGGAGGGGGCUCAAAGCGGCAGCUAGCGUAGGAGAAAGGGUUGUGGCCGAGCCGCACUCCAUGGCGUUUUCCUGCACACACACACACACACACACAGCAUUUACUCAAGGCUGAAAUGUGAGGACCAAAAUUUCCUCUUAAUGAAAGAAACACACAACAAUUUUGUGAGGACAUUUGGCCGAUUAAGAUAAGGGUCAUUUUUAGCUGCAGUAACAGAGAAUAUAGGGGGAGAGAAAGUACACAAACAUACAAGACUGCACACACACGCACACACACCACACACACCACACAUACGUGCACAGAGUGUACCUCAGGAUGGAAGGGGUGACAGGAGUCAGGACGUUUGCGGUCCUUCUGAAACUUCAUUGUCUCACACUUAAGAGACUCGUUGUGUGUUCAGAGGUUAAAGCAUAUAAACUCACACACACUCAGAACUGUGUAAAAUGUUAUUGUGUAGUGUGUGUGUCUGUGUGUACUGUAAAAAUGUACUAAGCAAUAGUUUUCCAAAUGUAAACAUAUCUGAGAUUACAAUAUGCUUGUGCCAAUAUUUCUGGUCAAUUUUGGUCAUAUUUUUUAUGAUUCAUUUUUGAAGAAACAUGUCAAAAUUUAACAGAGUUCAAAUAUCUAGCUAGUCAGACCCCGUUAGCACAAGCUAGCUAGACAGCUGAGAACAGCCACCAAAUUGGCACGUAGUUUUCAACAGACUUCAAAAACUUCAAAACACCAAGACACUCCUCUAUCUGAUAUAAUUUAAUUCAUAACUAGAUCAGAGAGCUCAUUCUUGUCUUUUCAGUUCAAGGUAAACAAGUUCUAACUUAAUGACUUAAAACCAGCCAGAUACCAGUGAGCUAAUUUAGCUAUUUAGCUACCACUCUUUUUUAGCCAACAGGGAAGUUUUAUUAGUAGACUCUGAUAACCAGACAUAAGGAAUUACACGUUUUUAGCAGUAGCUAGUCAUUGAAUUCUAUCUAUCCGUUCAGUUGUUUAUUUCUGUCCUCCAUUUUAGGUUUUUCAUGCAGUACAGCAUUUGUUGGUUUAUCUUUUUUAUCUUUACAGGUAAAACCUAGGGCUCAAACCAAGACUGGAUGUUCAGAGCUAUUAAGCGUUUAAACAAUCAAGCUAACAUGGCACACCUGGUAAACAAGAAACACCUGUCACAUGUUCCAGUAUUUUUGAUCACGUGAAAAAUGGGUGGUUUCAAACAAAAGGCACCAUGUUUUAAAAAGUUGUUUAACAAGUCUAGAUGUAAAUAUGAGGAAAUGAAAGCUGAAAUUCUGAUCUAUUGUCUCAUAGUCAUCUUUUGAUCUCAAACCCAAAUGUCUUCAGUGUACAGCAAAAACAAAAACACUGGUUUUGCUGUUCCAAUACUUUUGGAGCAGACUGUAUGUCACUGAGGUAGUAUUUUGGCUGACCAACUUAUUAUUAGUUCAGGCAGUUUGACUUUAUUAUUCAACACUAAGGGAAUAGAAUAGUUUUUUAUUGUGAAGACGACUCUUUUUUUUACUCUGUGUGUGUGUGUGUGUGUGUGUGUGUGUGUGUGUGUGGGUGUGUGUGUGUGUGUGUGUGUUUGGGUAAACUUUGAAAGCUGUACCAGGAAAUGCAAAUGACUGUAUCUCUGUAUUUAUAAUUUGUGAAGGAUAUAAAUGAUCUCGAUCGGCUCCAUUGUAACUGGAGGGGCGGAGCUACAGUCACACUUGUUUUCCACAACCACCAUGAAGAGGUUACUGCUGGGUAUCUGCUGAAUGACAAACGUCCUGAGAGAGAGACAGAGAGAGAGAGAGAGAGAGAGAGAGAGAGAGAGAGAGAGAGAAAA